Messenger RNA from Humulus lupulus (European hop), 1016 nucleotides. RefSeq lists its product as uncharacterized. NCBI's taxonomy places the organism in Eukaryota, Viridiplantae, Streptophyta, Magnoliopsida, Rosales, Cannabaceae. Gene Ontology annotation, biological process: rRNA 5'-end processing. Bases 133 to 822 code for a protein of 229 amino acids. The record is from RefSeq and is a predicted model, not a curated record. The transcript has 7 exons.
ACACCACGGCAUGAGAUUUUGGCCAAGGAGCUCUUGCUCUCCUACUUAGCCAGCGUCAAGUUUCGGUCUCUCUCAUUCUGUGGUUCUCGGCCAUUGACCAUUGCCCAUUGGUUCUUCUAUUAUUUCUCCGGAAUGUGGUCGCAGCAAGUGUUGCCAACACGAACUCCAUCACUGUUUUCUCUCUACAAUCCCCAAAAUGCCCCCAUUUAUCAGCAAGUUCUUAAGGUUCAAAAGGAGGGAAGAGUGAGGGCAGUUUUGACAGAAGAAAUUUGGCCGAAUGCGGUGCGGCGGAAGAAGGAACCGGAUUGGAGAGGAGGGUUCAGUUUAGGGGUAGACCUUGGAAUGGCUCGCACCGGCGUUGCUCUCAGCAAAGGUUUCUCCGUUCGUCCUCUCACAGUUUUGAAAUUGAGGGGAGAUAAGCUUGAGCUGCAGCUUCUUGAGAUUGCGCAAAAGCAGGAAGUUGAUGAAUUCAUAAUCGGGCUUCCAAAAUCCGGAGAUGGCAAGGAGACGCCGCAAUCGAACAAAGUUCGGAGUGUUGCAGGGAGGCUAGCUGUUCGAGCUGCUUACAGGGGAUGGAGAGUGUACCUGCUGGAUGAGCACGGGACUACACAAGAAGCUGUUGACAGAAUGAUUAACAUGGGUCUCACCGAGUCUGCUCGCCAAAACAAUAGCGAUGCCUAUGCUGCCAUGAUGGUGUUAGAGAGAUAUUUUUCUAUGUCAGGCGAGGGAACUGAACUUGUACUCCCAAAGAAUGUGGAUCUACAAGAAAGAUUGCGAAGAGGUCCACCUAAGGACAUCGAUUAUUUCCCCGAAGAAUACUAGAAUUGACACUUUUCUUCUUGUGAAAAUUAUUUGGAAAACUUCAGUUUUAGAAUAUAUACAGGCCUUCAUUGUUUUCAUUAUUUCAAUGUUAUACAACUGCACAAAAUCGUUCACUUAUGGCAAGUGUGUAAUGACUGAGUAUAUUGUAAUAUCAAAGCACUACUCAUCGGCUACAUGGAAACAAAAACAGUCAA